This is a messenger RNA of Adineta ricciae, 6390 nucleotides long. NCBI's taxonomy places the organism in Eukaryota, Metazoa, Rotifera, Eurotatoria, Adinetida, Adinetidae. The record is from the annotation of a GenBank genome assembly.
AUGAGAACGGCUCUGACGCGUCAUUCGUUGGUCAUAUGGUUAACAAUCCUGUUGAACACCAAGCACACAACAAGUGUUUCAUAUAAUCAACCAAAACUAUCGGCUUGUGCAACAUGGGAGCCAAGCGCGAUUACUUUCGCUGACGCUAGUACUAUUGGUUCAAAUCCUAUGGACGUGUUUGUGGAUAUUAAUAACACUGUCUAUGUGUCUGGCAAAACAUCAAGUAAUGCGUUUGUGUGGUUUCAAGGAAGUACGUUUCCCGAUAGAAAUCUGUCCGGAGAUUACAACGCUUCGUAUAGUAUUUUUGUUGGGAAUGAUGGUAGCAUAUAUCUUGAUAGUGGUGAAGGGAAAAACCGUGUGGACAGAUGGUCAUUAAAUGUUUCAUGGGGUACGCCAGUCAUGUACACCAAUUUUAGUUUCUGUCGUGAUAUUUUUAUUGAUCUGAAUAACAACAUUUACUGUUCUAUUGGUGAUUUCCAUCGAGUGGUUAGGAGAUCAUGGAAUGAUAGUGCGAAUACUAUAACAGUCGUUGCUGGUAAUGGAACUGCAGCACCAGCAUCAAAUACAUUGAGUGAACCCAGAGGAAUAUUUGUCGACGCUUUUAGGCGCUUGUAUGUUGCUGAUUGUGGAAACGAUCGAGUACAAUUAUUCCAGCCUAAUAGCUUGACCGCGAACACGAUAGUAGGAAACGGAACAGCAGGAACAAUUUCACUUAAUUGUCCUUGUGGUCUCAUAACGGAUGUAGAUGGCAACUUGUUCAUUGCUGAUAGUAAAUACAAUCGCAUUGUUCGUUCAGGAAAUAGUGGUUCUCAGUGUAUCAUUGGAUGUUCAAAGACAGGCGGCUCGGCUGCUAAUCAACUAUUGAGUCCGCAAGGUUUAAGUUUUGAUAGUUAUGGCAAUAUGUAUGUUGUUGAUAAAGCAAAUAGUAGAAUUCAAAAAUUUACUUUGGCAACAAACUCUUGUGGACUUUCUCUGAAUCAACCAAUGUUCUGUCCGUCCGCUGAGUGGGAUCUUAACGGCACAAUAUUUGCAGAUAAUACAACUAUUGGUAACAAGCCCAACAGUAUUUGGGUUGAUCGGAAGAAUAAUGUUUAUACAUCACUUCAAGAAACCAACAGUGUUUUGAUAUGGUUUAAUCAAAGCUCGAGUUCAAUGCAAAACAUUUCCUACGAUAUACGGUAUCCAUAUGGCCUUUUCAUAACAAACAAUGGUGAUCUUUACAUUGAUAACGGUUUUCUAAAGGGUCGAGUUGACAAGUGGUCAUUGUCCGAGAACAGAAGUAGUACCGUUAUGUUGGUCACUGGUUCUUGCUACAGUUUAUUCAUUGAUAUUUACGACAAUCUGUAUUGCUCUUUAGGAGCAUUGCAUAAAAUUAUCAAAAAGUCGAUCUAUACCCCGACAAACGCGUCUCAACUCAUUGCAGGAAAUGGAACGAAUGGAACGGAUUCAAAUCUACUGAACCAACCCUACGGAAUCUUCGUCGAUAUAGCUCUCAAUUUGUAUGUAGCAGAUUGUGGCAACAAUCGUGUACAGCGCUUUCCAUCAGGACAAGUAACUGCUACAACUGUCACAGCAAAUAGUUCAUUAUAUGGAAUCUCACUUUCAUCUCCAACUGCAGUGAUCCUCGAUAAAGGAAAUAAUUUAUUUAUCAUGGAUAGUCACAAUAAUCGUAUUGUAGUCGUUGGGUCAAUGGGCACUAAAUGCCUUAUAGGAUGCACAAGUAUUAAUAUGGCAUCGUCAUCGAUAUUAAAUGCUCCAUUAAUGUUUACAUUUGAUCGUGAUGGUAAUAUCUUUGUUACUGACUAUGGGAAUGACCGUAUCGUGAAAUUUCGUUUCAUCGAAGAUUCGUGUGCGCAAACUACUGUAACAUCUACUGAAAUAACUACUAGUGGAAGUUGGACAUCGCUUCAGACCAAUCACAUAACUACAGAUAUAUCAACAGUGACAACGGGAUCAAUGACAACUUUGGGAAAUCAAAACUGUUUUGCACCAGCAGUUGUCUUAAUUCCUGGUACAUCAUCCUUGUCAUUACCGAUUCAAAACCGACGAAAUCAAGAUCUUUACAUUAGUUCAUACAUUCAAUUGAAGUGCAAUACUUCUCUUUCAACGAACAUUCAAUGGACUAUUCGUAGUUGCAGUAGCACCAAUUGUUUAACUCCCGUUCAACUUGACUCAUCCAUUAUAACAACAUUCAGUGAACUUUAUCUGCCUGCAAGAACUUUAUCCUAUGGUUUAUAUCAAUUUGAACUGAGAGUGACCAUGAAUACCUCUUUAAAUUUAACAUCCACAAACUCAGCUUUUGUCACAGUAAUAGCAUCGAAUAUUACAGCGAAUCUUGUUCAAUAUGGAACUUCAAUGAUUACACGUGGUCGAUCACAAGAUUUCACACUCGAUCCAGGUAGUUUCUCCAUUGAUCCUGAUGGAAAUGUGUUCAAUGCAAGUCAUUGGAAAUAUGAAUAUUAUUGUCGUAUUUAUGGUUUCUACGAUUUUCCCAAUAUUCUCGGAUCACUGUUGACAAUUGAUGAUCCGCGAAUUACUCAAUUCAACUCGUCUUGUUUAUCAAACACUUCACGAAAUCAAGCACCAUUACAAUUUGGUGGAGGUUCAAUUUCACCAAAUUCAUCAUUAACGAUUCGUUCCUAUUCACUUGCAUCCAAUCAAACGUAUGAAUUCCAAGUAAUUAUGACAAAUCGUCAGAAUCCUGCAAUUCAAACAACUGGUUAUCUACUCGCUCGCAUCGAAGAUAGGAAAUCUCAAAUGAUUACCGUAGCAUGUGUCAUCGCUGAACUAUGUGUUUCGAUUACGGAAUUUCAAAUAAUCAAUCCAACAACACAAGUGGAAUUGUUUUCUGCUUGUUCGGAGGAUUGUUCAACAGUAUUAAAUAUAACAUGGAAUGUGUACAAAGGUACCUACGUAUCGUCGAGCAUUCAAUGGACACUAUUCAACGAAAGCAAAUUAUAUGAAAAUGUUUGGUUUUUUGGUUCACAUACUAGUAAUUUUACUGCGACAAAGGAUCUGUUUCUUAAUAAUGCUCAAACUACUCACUGGCGAUUUGAAGUUGUAUACACUUCUGCUUCAGAAAAUAGUUCCAGUGCAUUAGAUUUUAUCCUAAAUCAACCUCCUCGAAAUGGUUCUUGUUCGAUUAGUCCUCUCAACGGCACCACAAGUACUGUAUUUAACAUUUCCUGUUUGAACUGGAUUGAUGAAGACGAAAUUAAAGGCUAUUCUAUCUAUGGUUAUACAUCAGAGAAUCCCGAACAAACAAUCAUUGCUUUUAGCGCAGUAUCCGACUUUCAAGUUUAUUUACCAUCCGGAGACAGCAAAACUUCAUUGCUGCAACUUACAGUUUAUAUCCGUGAUAGUUUUGAUGCUGUGGUAGAAUUCAAUUUGACCGCUGUUAUUGUCACAGUAGACUCGGCUAUUGUGGCUGAUUUUGUCCAUAAUUUACAGAACGCAUCGAGUUCGUCGGCUGUCAAUCCAAUUAUUCAAUUACUCGUCAGUGGAAAUCAGAAUAUGAUUGCACAAAUAAUCACAUCACUUGCAAAGGAAUUCAAUAGAAUCAAUACGCAAAACGCUCAUUAUGCAUUCUCUAAUGGUAUUUCUCUAAAUACUUUCACUGUCUCUCCAUUAAACAGUCAAAGAUUACUAAACGCUAAUAUUUCACUGAACACACCCAUUCUUCAAGAAUACCUGAAACAACUAAAUAAUUAUAUCAAUACUCGUGAUUAUCUCAUGAUGUAUCUGUCCAAACUUCCAAUUACUUCUUUGAGCAGUAUUUCGUUACAAGCAUCGGCACUAGCGCAACUCACCCAAGCCACGAACCAAUUGACACGAACAUCUUCCGCUAUUGCUUCUGACAAAUGCUAUCAACUAGCGUCUGCUCUGCAUUCGAAGUCAUCGCAAGUUUUCUUUCAAGAUGUGCAACGUGCUGCUGUUCAUCUCGCUGAAUGCACUUCGAAUGUUUUAACUGCGAUCAAUGGCCCUUUACAACAACGAACAAUUGUUCUUGAUUUAGACUCAUUUCGUGCUAAUACAUUUCCACAAGAUUAUGAAACUAAUCUUGAGUUAGAAUGGGCUAAUCCAAAUUUAUUUGCCAAUGGCGAUGAUUUUUCCUGGGAAACUAUCCAAAAGAGUCGAAUUAUUUAUUAUCAAAAACAAACAGCUAAUACGAUAAGCAAUCAAGCGAAAGAAACCAUGUCUUUAUUGACAAACGCAUUAAACUUACAUUUGAAUAUCGGUCAAAACCUAACUAUGAAUACCUCAGCAGUUUUCAUGUCCUUAGAAACUUUACAACUUGAAUCACUGGCAAAUAAAUCCACUCGACAAGCAGAAAAUGCAUACAUCCAUAUUCCGUCGAAUUUACAAGUGAAUCUCUCGGCAAAUUCAGCUGUUUCACUUCGAUCAAUCUUACAACCGUUGGCAUCAGCUAGUAAUUUUCAAAUAACAAAUCUUUCCACCAGUCUUUCACUUUCGAUUCUCGACCGGUCUGGAAAAGAGAUUUCUGUACAAGCGUUAAAAGAUCAUCCGAUCGAAUUAUUAAUUCCUCGGGAUCCAAAUAUAGUUAUACCAUCAAUGGUUUUACAGAAUGUCACAGCAAUGAAUUACGCUCCUCAUCAGCUACUAUUCAAUCUACAUUUUGUUGAUAUAAUAUCAACUCUUCCAGUAUCUGUUCAUUUCGAAAUGCGUCCACUAAACAAAACUCGAUCGUAUUUAUUAAUUUAUAAAUUUGAUAGUUCGCCACAAUUGAAUACAUCCAUUCGACAAAUUGAUGGCUGGUCUCUCCUUUGUCCUUCGAAUUUGAAUGUUGACGAUAUCUACACAUACUUCAUUGAUAAUCAACUCACCGUUGGUCAUCAGUCCGUGAUAUUCGGUAUACGAGAAUUAAAUUCUACAGACUACUGUUUGAAUCAAUCACUUUCGAAUCCACCCAUAUUAAAUGAACCAUUCAAGUUUUCAACCAACUAUGAAUUACGUAUCUACACAUCGGGUUGCUAUUACUUAGAUUCGAACAACAAUUGGCAAUCCGACGGAUUAGUAGUUGGCUCUGCAACAAAUCAUUAUCAAACGCAAUGUUUUUCGACUCAUUUAACAACAUUUGCUGGCGGUUUUCUAGUUUUACCGGCACCUACCAGCUGGAACUAUGUCUUCUCAAAUGUUGAUUUUGUUAAAAUCAAGACGAUUUACGUCACUGUCAUAUGCAUUUCUAUGCUAUACUUCAUCAUACUGGUGAUCUAUGUUCAAUACAAAGAUAGAAGAGAUUUGGCGACAUGUGGAGUAACACCAUUACUGGAUAAUUAUAAACUAGAUCAAUAUUUUUACGAAGUUCUGUUCUUCACGCGAACAUUAUCUACUCCACACCGAUCGAUUUUGCAACGUGGUGGUAUUGAUGCAUUUGUCAUGGAUGUUCCAAAAUCAAUUGGACUGUUGAGUUACAUUCGUAUUCGGUGUGACAAUUCUGGUAAAGUACCAUCAGCAUCUUGGUUUCUCAAAUACAUCAUUGUGUGUGAUUCGCAAAUGAUGGAGAAAUUCUCUUUUAUAUGUCAAGAUUGGUUAGCUUUUGAAAACGACGAUGGCGCAAUCGAAUGGGCUCUGACAUACGCAGAUAAAUGGCAGAGACAACAGUUUUCUGAUGUUUUAUCGAAACAUGUCUAUCAUAGUGUGUCAGCGGGUCAUUUAUGGCAUUCGAUCUUUUCGCGUCUACCAACAAGUAAAUUCACACGUGUGCAACGAUGCACCUGCUAUUUCGUUUUACUGGUUACUGCAAUGUUGUUGAAUAUCCUUUACUAUAAUCAAGCAAAUGAUACUAAGGUGAAACAAAACACCGGAAGUUUAAUCAUCAGACCAUUUUAUAUCACUCCAGAACAGAUUACCAUUGAAUUUAUUGUCGGAGCACUUACGUUUCUUCUAAGUAUAUUACUGGUGGAAUUCUUUCGAUGCAUUCGCUCUUCUCAUCCGUCGAUAUCUUCACUACGAGAAGCGAUGUAUAAAAUAAUACAAAAACCUGUACCUGAAGAGAUGGUAAUAACUACGGACAAAACAAAACGAUCGAAACUCAUAUUGCCUUGGUGGUGUCUAUUUAUUGUGUAUACACUAUCAUUUAUAAUGCUUCACAUAUCUACAUUUUUCAUUAUUGCACGCGGAAUUGAAUUUGGUGAUUUGAAAACUCAAAAGUGGUUAACAUCAUUACUUAGCGGAUUCUUUUUUUCGAUGUUUGUAGUUCAGCCCGUUAAAGUUAUUGGUUUAGCCGUACUAUUCGCGUUUUUCAUGAGAAGUACUGAUCAAGAGAUGAUGCGAUCAAACUAUUCGAAUGGAAACCACAUCUUCCCGAGUAAAAUAGAUGAACUGUUGGACGUACUCAAUCAAUCGUAUAUGAGUCAACAACUUCAAUGA